GGCCAGCCCGGCCCUGCCCGGCUCUGCCCAGCUCAGCAGCCAUGGAGGCAGCACUCAUCUUCCUGUGCUCCCUGCUGGUGCCAGCAGCCGUGGCAGACGUGGCCACCCAGGAGAAGGAGGAGGAGGAUCCCUUUAACUACGAUUACCAGAGCCUGAGGAUCGGGGGGCUGGUGUUUGCCGUGGUCCUGUUCACCGUGGGCAUUCUCCUCAUACUCAGCAGGAGGUGCAGGUGCAGUUUCAAGCAGAAGCCCAGGGCUCCAGGGGACGAGGAGGCUCAGGCGGAGAACCUGAUCACCUCGAACGCGACGGCGGCACAGAAAGCAGAGAACUGAGCAGGAGCCAUGCGACCCAGAGACCCGAGGACAGACGCUCGGAGCGCAGAUGCCCGCGGCCUGCGAGGAAACUGAAACCCCAGCAGCAGGUCCCUCUCAGGAGACGCGGAGCUGACGUGUCUGUGUCCCCCUCUGUGCUCCAGCACCGGUUCUCUGUUUCCUAACCCGACUAAACUCUGCUCACCGUCCUCGCUGCCUCCCGUGGUGUGUAAUGUUGCUGUGAGAUGAUCAUUACCUCUAGGGCUAGUUGUUGCUGAUGUUGUAAUCGUGACUUUCUCUUCACCUUUCUCGUGCUGUGCGUGUGAUUCGGGCUCUGUAGGACUGGCAGGCGCUGCCCUUUGGGCUGCCCUCCAAGCCUGGGAACAGGGAAUGUGGGCUGCGGGGCAGGGACCCCCAUUCCCUGCCCAGUGCCAGCAGCACAGCCCCACUGGCUUUGGGCAGGGCUUGGGGGCCUGCAGUGCUCUGGGGACCUGCCCAGCCAUUUCAGGGCCACCUGUCCCCAUUUCAGCAAUAACCCCUGCAUGCCCCAGCCUAAAAACAGCCAUGGUGUGGGGUGAGUCAGGCAGGGACAACCCAUGGCUCAGCCCUCCUUGCUGGGGUCACUGGGGUGCUGGAUUCAAGGCUGAAGGGAGCUCUCCUGCCUCUCCUGCUUGGCACUCCCCAGUUCUGUCCCUGGUUAAACCUGUGGGACGCUGCUCUAAGUGUGAGACAAGGCCGUGGUGGCAGAGAAGCGCGUGAGGUCCCCAGCACAGUGACACUGUGGAGGAGGGCGGCAGCACAGCGGUGACCCCGCUAACCAGCACAAACCAGCUCCUGCCCACAAGCCAGAGCUGGGUGGGUGACACAGUCUGAGGGCUAAAGAGAAGCAGAGAUCCUGUCCGUGUUUGUCUCCGGCAGGGAAGGGGCAGCAGCAUUUCCUCCUGGUGCUCCCUGCCCCUCCUAACGCUUUGUCGCUCCCUGUGCCACCCAUGUCAGUGCUGUGUGUUGUCCCGUGGUGGUUCCGUGUCACCCCUGGUGCCAGCUGUCCCUUCUCCCCACAGAGCAGCAGCAAGUGGCACUGAGCGAUUCUCGGGGCUUUUGCACACCUGAGCUUGCACUGUGACAGCGUGCUGAGCCCAGAGGCCAUCGUCACCCUGUGUCCUCUCAUGGGUCAGAGGCAAGCCUGUGAUUUUUGGCCCUUCCUCAAAGGCUUGGGCAGGCAAAAGCUUGGCUGGGGCUGGGGACUGCCAGCUCGGAUGGGGGCAGGAGCGGGGGUCCCCAGGGCUGCACUGAAACACCUCAGGGUGCCAUCCCCACCCUGGGAAGGGGGUCUUGUCCUCCAGGAUGGCUUUGAGAGGGGUUUCUGCUGUGUCCAUCCCACUGUGGUGGCCCUGCUGCCAGCGUGGGCUGUAUCCCAGUGUGCUUGGCAUCACCUGGUGGCACCGGGAAGCUCUGUCCCGUCUGUGCCCGGCAGAGGGACCGUGUCUCUCAUGUUGUGUCCCUUCCCUCCAUCCUGGCUGUCGCAGAGAGCUCCCAGGCAGAGCAGACCCCCGGCCCGGCCCCCGCGUGUCACGGUGUGUGUCCCGUCGGAGUGCCCGUGCUGUCCGUAGUGUGCCGUCGGUGUAACCACGAAACAAAGAGCUCCCUGUGGUGUGUGAAAUGGCCAAACCCUGACUGUUGUAAAAUAAACUGAGCUAUUGUGUCUCCUUUUAAAUAGGCGAGUGUGCUGCUGUGCUGGAGGGCUGGUGUGUUCUGUGCUGUGACCUAAGGGGAAAGGAAUAAAAUAUCGUUUCUA
This is a messenger RNA of Corvus hawaiiensis (hawaiian crow), 2106 nucleotides long. RefSeq names its product FXYD domain containing ion transport regulator 6 (gene FXYD6). Gene Ontology annotation, biological process: regulation of sodium ion transmembrane transporter activity. Gene Ontology annotation, molecular function: sodium channel regulator activity. The record is from RefSeq and is a predicted model, not a curated record. Gene Ontology annotation, cellular component: membrane. The transcript is spliced from 8 exons. Bases 42 to 332 code for a protein of 96 amino acids. Lineage: Eukaryota; Metazoa; Chordata; Aves; Passeriformes; Corvidae.